AGCACUUCCUGUCAGCAGAGCUGGAGCUGGGAUCACUGUACGCCUCAUCUUGUUGUUCACGUUUAUAAAGCACCUCCCAUUUCUCCAAUCGAGCAGAAGAAAGGAUCAUCGACAUCCACUCUUCUUCCCUUGAGAACUACCGUGGUUCGAUUGAGCUCCGCCAUGUCUCUCACCCGCUAUUCCAAACCCGUUCCCUCUGGGGCUAUAGUGGCAGAGACCCGCGAGCAGCUCAACCAGAUCACCUUCGAGAAUCAAUACACGCUUCUGCACGAAGAAGACGGCGGCUACAUGCUGAAGCAUACCGAAGACGGGACUGUGGUGGCAGUAGCUGGCGACGCUCUCUGCGCGGAGCUCGACAAGGUCUUUGCCGACCUCGACGCCAGGGAGGCUGCAGAGGACAACCAGGAGGAUCAGCAAGGUGGGGACUCCAGCACCGGCGGCUACGGCAACGGUGAAUCGCGGCGAACUGCGAAUGACAUCCAGGCGGACGAUAGGCUGAACGCUUGUGCUCAUCGCAGAUGCUUCAACUCGGUGAUCUGUAUAACUUAUAGAGACUGUCACAUCUGCUCCUCUCGGAAUGUGUGUAUCUGAGGGGCAGAGUGAUUCGUGUGAUGUGUUUGAUGUGUUGAUAUUUGAGUGGUGGGUGAUGGCACAGUUUAUUGUUAAGGACUUGAGGAAGGAAAAUGGGAGAGUGGGGGACAAGCUGGUCUCUUGUUGUUGCUGCUCUCGUGCCACGGAGUGUUUCGGUAAUUUGGACCGGGCAGGGCAUCUCCGAAGCAGUCAGCCAGGACAGCUUUUACAAGUAAUUGGAAAUUAUGACAACCUUGGUUUCUGGCCGUGAUAACAUUUUGUAAUGUCGC
Messenger RNA from Aspergillus japonicus CBS 114.51, 860 nucleotides. RefSeq lists its product as uncharacterized. NCBI's taxonomy places the organism in Eukaryota, Fungi, Ascomycota, Eurotiomycetes, Eurotiales, Aspergillaceae. The transcript has 2 exons. The record is from RefSeq and is a predicted model, not a curated record. The coding region runs from base 163 to 591 and encodes 142 amino acids.